ACUGCGCAGAAGAACGGCUGGGAUAUUCCAGGCUGAUUCUCUCAAGGAUGUGGACCUUUCCUUCCUGUUUCAGUAACACAGGCAGCGUAUCCUCCGCAGAGUGGACCGCAAUAGAUAGAUAUCAGGCCUCCAUAAUGGCUGUGUUCUUAGCCUUAGCGUUACAAAGUCGCUUAAUUCAUAGCUUCAAUCGCGCCAAAUGCGUGAUUAUAUUCAUUUAGCAUCCGUUGCGUUAGACAUUAUUUACGUCUGUUUAGACAGCAUCAGGAACACGCGCUGUUCUCUGGCAGUUGUACCCACCAUAUUCUCAUGGCGGAGACUAAAAUAAUUUACCAUAUAGACGAGGAGGAAACUCCUUAUUUGGUGAAACUGUCAGUAGCUCCAGAAAAGGUAACUUUGGCAGAUUUCAAACAUGUCCUCAGCAACCGACCGGUCAACAGCUACAAAUUCUUCUUUAAAUCUAUGGAUCAAGAUUUUGGGGUUGUUAAAGAGGAAGUCUCUGACGAUAACUCCAAACUGCCUUGUUUCAACGGGAGAGUGGUGUCAUGGCUUGUAUUGGCUGAGAGCUCCCAUACGGAUGGGAUGUCUGUGUGCACUGACAGUCAUACUGAGCUGCCCCCACCGCUGGAGAGGAAAGGAGGUAUUGGAGACUCCAGACCCCCCUCGUUCCACGCUAAUGCAGUGAACAGCAGAGACGGGCUGGACACAGAAACUGGAAGCGAGUCCAUUCUCCGCCACCGUCGAGAGCGAGAACGAGAAAGGACCAGACGGAGGAGAGAUGAAUUCCCACGUGUGAACGGUCACUCUAAAGCUGAGCGGGGGGUGAGGGACACAACCAUGGCCUGUGACAGUGGCUCUGUGAUGAGCAGCGAGCUGGAGUCAAGCUCCUUCAUUGACAGUGAGGAGGAUGAGGAUGCUAGCAGGCUGAGCAGUUCCACAGAGCAGAGCUCUUCUUUUCAGUUAAUGAAGAGACAUAAGCGCAGGCGCCGGCGACACAAAGUGACUAAACUCGACAGGUCAUCUUCCUUCAGCAGUAUCACAGAUUCAACCAUGAGCCUCAACAUCAUCACAGUUACCCUUAAUAUGGGUAAGAUCAGCUUGCCUUGUACGUGCACACAUACAGUACAUCACAAAUUCAUCACUUCCAUCUUCUCUUUCAUUUGCACAGAGAAAUAUAACUUUCUCGGCAUCAGCAUAGUGGGCCAAAGUAACGAGAGAGGAGAUGGGGGCAUCUACAUCGGCUCUAUUAUGAAGGGAGGAGCGGUGGCAGCAGAUGGGAGGAUAGAGCCGGGCGACAUGCUGCUGCAGGUAAAUGACGUGAACUUUGAAAACAUGAGCAAUGAUGAUGCUGUCAGGAUCCUUAGAGAGAUCGUCUCAAAGAACGGUCCCAUCAGUCUCACCGUUGCCAAAUGCUGGGAUCCUUCUCCCCGCAGUUACUUUACAAUACCCAGAGCUGAACCAGUUAGACCCAUUGACCCAGCAGCAUGGAUUUCCCACACUACUGCACUUACAGGAUCUUACCCACAAAACGAGUUUGACGAUCUCCCUCUUGCAGUGGGAAAGACAGACAUGGCCACUAUUGUAAAGGUGAUGCAGGUUCCAGACUCAGGAUUAGAAAUAAGGGACAGAAUGUGGCUGAAGAUUACUAUAGCUAAUGCUAUAAUAGGAGGUGAUGUAGUAGACUGGCUGUACUCACGGGUCGAGGGAUUCAAAGACCGGCGGGAUGCCAGGAAAUACGCCAGCAGCCUGCUGAAACAUGGCUAUCUCAGACACACUGUCAACAAGAUCACCUUCUCCGAACAGUGCUACUAUACAUUUGGAGAUCUCUGCCAAAAUAUGGCUACACUAAACUUGAAUGAGGGAUCAAGUGGUGCUGGUUCAGAGCGGGACACAUUGGCCCCUCUUCCCCCUCCGUCCACUAACCCGUGGCCCAUGGGUGGCCAGCCCUACCCCUACCCACCCUUCUCCACAGUGCCCUCUGGUUUCCCGCCAGGUUAUUCCGACCCCUGCCACAGUUUCCACAGUGGCAGCGCAGGAAGUCAUCACAGUGAGGGAAGUCGAAGCAGUAGCUCCAACCCUAGUGCUGGGAGGAGCCAGCGGCCUGUGCUUAGGGAAAGGGAGCGCAAAUCAGCAGGCAGUGGUGGCAGCGAAUCGGAUUCAGGCAAGCGAACAGGUGGGAGGCAGGUGGAGCGUUCAUCCAGCCAGUUGAGCCACCGUAGCCAUGCACUGUCAAAUCGCAGCCACAGCAAAACUUAUUCCCGUGUCCCGUCCCAGCACAGCCGCACAUCCUUCUCCUACACCCACGCUCCCUUUUCCAAGUAUGGACACACCUCUUGUGCGCUCAGCGAACGGAGUCACGCCUCCUCCUACGGACCCCCAGGCCUGCCUCCUCCUUACAGUCUGGCCAGAUUGACCCCUAAGGGAGCUAUCAGCAGCGGGCCCCCAGGGGCCCCUCCAGUGAGGGAAAUAGGAGCCAUACCACCGGAACUCACCGCCAGUCGCCAGUCUUUCCAGCAUGCCAUGGGCAACCCUUGUGAGUUUUUUGUGGAUAUAAUGUAAUCUGAUUAACAAAAAAUAAAUAGCAGUACAACAAAAAUCUCACAGGAUGAGUCCCAUAAAUACAUGAUCAACUUUUACCAACAGCAAAUGUGUACAAACAAAAAACAGCACAAGUUCCUGUGGAAGGCUGAGGAUCAGAUGUGUUAAGAUGACCAUGUGUUGAGCAGAGGGCAAUACCUACAAUACACUACUAUUCAAAAGUUUGGCAUCGGUAAGAAAGAAGUCUCUUAUGCUCAACAAGGAUACAUUAAUCAAAAAUACAGUAAAAACAGUAAUAUUGCCAAAUAUUAUUACAAUUUAAAAUAACUGUUUUCUAUUCGAGUAUAUUUUAAAAUAUAAUUUAUUUCCAUGACGGGAAAGCUCAAUUCUCAGCAGUCAUUACUCUAGUCUUCAGUAUCGCAUGAUCCUUCAGAAAUAAUUUUAAUAUGCUGAUUUACACUUAAAAAUUUUGAAAACCGUUGUGCUGCUUAAUAUAUUUUGGGGAACUGUGGUACUAUUAACAUUACUGUCACUUUUGAUCUAUUUAAUGCAUCCUUGUUGCAUCCAAAAGUUUGGCAAAAGGGGAUAUAAAGUAUUUAUUUCUGUCACAUUAAAAAAGGUCAAACAAGGUUUAUAUUACAAAUUGGAUUCAGUGCAGCUUUUUAGAGCAGUAUUAACCAUUUUAGCUAGCAAUAAAGUUGCACACCAGCAGCCACAUUUUCAAUCCUAAAUUAGCAAAAGGUAAAGACAAUCAGACAAUGCCCUCUGCUGGUCAGGAGCUGUUAGUCCUUUCCAAAGCUGUCCAUGAACAGACUAGGCUACUGAUCAUCUUUAAGAUCCAGCAAGAGUCAAAAAGUAUUUUCAUUUUGUGUUUGUUCCUGUUAAAACACUAUGUAAAACAGACUUUAUAUUGGAGUUUCAUUUCAAUCGUGCCCAUGAAUACUUGUCUGGGCAGUUGAUGGAAGAUGGGUGGAAUGAAUCAUUUUUAGACACGUUUCCAAUUAUUACCAGGUUGGAAACAUGGUAGCAUGUCACUGUUGGCUCUAUUGGCUAUGAAGCGCUAGCUAGAAUAAUGUAUUUUCAGGAAAUUAAAAAAGCUGCUGGAUAUCAGGGUAAACUAAAAAAAACAGCACUUACAGUGUAUGCACAAAAUUAAUUGGCACUUGCUGAACAUCUGAAAUUAGUUGUAUUUUCUUACAUGAGAAGUUCUUAAAUGUUUUCGACAAGUCCUACAGAUAAUUCUUUUUUUGUUUAUUGCUCCUGCGACAAUGUGUCUGUUGUAUGAUGUGAUAUCUGGUGCUGGUAACCUGUU
Carassius carassius (crucian carp) is the source of this 3847-nucleotide messenger RNA. Its product is annotated as segment polarity protein dishevelled homolog DVL-1-like. Gene Ontology annotation, molecular function: frizzled binding. Gene Ontology annotation, biological process: intracellular signal transduction; canonical Wnt signaling pathway. The transcript is spliced from 14 exons. Gene Ontology annotation, cellular component: cytosol. The coding region runs from base 307 to 2556 and encodes 749 amino acids. NCBI's taxonomy places the organism in Eukaryota, Metazoa, Chordata, Actinopteri, Cypriniformes, Cyprinidae. The record is from RefSeq and is a predicted model, not a curated record.